Echinops telfairi (small Madagascar hedgehog) is the source of this 1846-nucleotide messenger RNA. It is a transcript of the gene ANXA7, whose product is annotated as annexin A7. The record is from RefSeq and is a predicted model, not a curated record. Gene Ontology annotation, molecular function: calcium-dependent phospholipid binding; calcium ion binding. The transcript has 14 exons. Lineage: Eukaryota; Metazoa; Chordata; Mammalia; Afrosoricida; Tenrecidae. Gene Ontology annotation, cellular component: cytoplasm. The coding region runs from base 51 to 1544 and encodes 497 amino acids.
CAUCUUGCGGGAGACCGGUCGGGCUGUGGCGCGGCUGCCUAGGAGUCAGAAUGGCAUACCCAGGCUAUCCCCCCACAGGCUACCCACCUUUCCCUGGAUAUCCUCCUGCAGGUCAGGGGUCAUCAUUUCCCCCUCCGGGUCAAUAUCCUUACCCUACUGGGUCUCCUCCAGUGGGAGGAGGUGCCUAUCCACCAGCACCAAGUGUUGGCUACCCUGGAGCUGGUGGCUACCCUGGAGCUGGGGGCUACCCUGGAGCUGGGGGCUACCCUGCUUCUGGGGGUUACCCUCCUCCCGGAGGUUAUCCUGGUGCUCCACAGCCAGGGGGAGCCCCAUCCUAUCCUGGAGGCCAAGGAUUUGGAGUCCCACCUGGUGGAGCAGGCUUUUCUGGCUAUCCACAGCCACCAGCACAGACCUACGGUGGCAGCCCAGCACAGAUUCCCAUGCCAGGUGGCUUUCCUGGAGGACAGAUGCCUUCUCAGUAUCCUGGAGGACAAAUUCCUUUUCCUAAUCAGAUUGAUACAGAAUCCUUUCCUUCCUAUCCUGUUUUCUCUCCUGUUUCUUUGGAGUAUAGCAGUGAACCAGCUGCAAUGACUCAGGGCACUCAAGGAACAAUCCGACCUGCUCCCAACUUUGAUGCCAUGAAGGAUGCAGAAAUUCUCCGGAAAGCAAUGAAGGGUUUUGGUACAGAUGAGCAGGCAAUCGUGGAUGUUGUGGCCAACCGUUCCAACGAUCAAAGGCAAAAAAUCAAAGCUGCUUUUAAGACCAUGUAUGGCAAGGAUUUAAUCAAAGAUCUCAAAUCAGAGUUAAGUGGAAAUAUGGAAGAACUGAUCCUUGCUCUGUUCAUGCCGGCCACGUAUUAUGAUGCCUGGAGUUUGCGGAAUGCCAUGCAGGGAGCAGGAACUCAGGAACGGGUAUUGAUUGAGAUUUUGUGCACAAGAACAAAUCAGGAAAUCCGAGAAAUUGUCAGAUGUUACGAGUCAGAAUUUGGACGAGACCUUGAAAAGGACAUUAGGUCAGACACGUCAGGACAUUUUGAGCGUUUACUUGUAUCCAUGUGCCAGGGAAAUCGUGAUGAGAACCAGAAUGUCAACCAUCAAAUGGCUCAAGAAGAUGCUCAGCGUCUCUAUCAAGCUGGGGAGGGGAGACUAGGGACAGAUGAAUCUUGCUUCAACAUGAUUCUUGCCACGAGAAGCUUUCCUCAGCUGAAAGCUACGAUGGAGGCUUAUUCCAGGAUGGCUAAUCGAGAUUUGCUGAGCAGUGUUUGCCGUGAGUUUUCUGGAAACGUUGAAAGUGGCUUGAAGACCAUAUUGCAGUGUGCCCUGAACCGCCCUGCCUUCUUUGCUGAGAGGCUCUACUAUUCCAUGAAAGGUGCCGGCACAGAUGACUCCACCCUGGUCAGGAUUGUGGUCACUCGCAGUGAGAUUGACCUUGUGCAAAUAAAGCAGCUAUUCACUCAGAUGUUUCAGAAGACCUUGGGCACAAUGAUUGCAAGUGACACCAGCGGAGAUUACCGAAAGCUGCUUCUGGCCAUUGUGGGCCAGUAGGAGAAUUUUUGAUGAAUGGAUUUACUAUCCAGUGCUUAUCCUUCAAAGCAGUGACUGGCCUGCAUGCAGCUUUAUCAACUGUUACCUAACCAAAAGAGCUUUUUACUAAGGACUGUGUCAGGGUAAUGUGCUUGGUUUGCACAUGUUGUUCUUGCCUUAAUUCUGAUGUUAUUUUUUUCUCUCAAUAUACAAUCAAUGUAAAGCCAUAUCACAAGGAUGUAGUAAUAAAGCAUUGUUUGUAAAGCAUAAUUUUCACUGCUUUCACCCUCAUGAUAUCAAAUUGAAUAAAAAACACAACUAAU